Symbiodinium necroappetens is the source of this 668-nucleotide messenger RNA. The record is from the annotation of a GenBank genome assembly. Lineage: Eukaryota; Dinophyceae; Suessiales; Symbiodiniaceae.
AUGUCAGCGAACAUCCGGGCAGAAGGUACCGACGACCAGAAAGAUUUGACGGUCUUCGCAGGUGUCCAGUGCACCUCUCCUGCGGAAGAAAAGAUGAUGAAGCCUGGAAGGGCAGGUCGUGCAUCUUUCCAGGAGCAUGACGUGCUGCUGAGAGGCCCUCAGCCAGUUUUAUCGCAAAGGCACCAUCGGUCGUUCUCCUUCGAGACUUCUCAGUCUUCAAACCUUUCAGCUUCGUGGGGCAGCUCUACGUCUGAGACGAGACGAGGGGCAUGGCCACUGCAACCUGGCCCGGUGGCAUCACAAACGCUGGGGUCCCGCGUCUCGGACAGUAUGGGAAUUCUGGAGAACGCUGAGAGGCUCCAGCCGGUUUGUCCAAAGGCUCCAGAGAAUGCUGGGUUUGUGACUCUACGAAUCACUCCUCAGCACUUCAGCCCACUGGGGACCACUUUCCGGGAUGUCCAAGUUGGCUUUCAUUCGAACAGCUUCGUUGUCAGAGCCGUUGAUUACGAAGGAUAUGCUUGGACGGCUUCUUCAAGCAGCCUUCCGGGAGGCCUUGUUGUGGACUGCUGCAAGUUCAAGAUCGAUCCGACUGGCAAGGAUGUGACUAUCCAUCUCUGCAAGGCAGAUAGGGAUCCGAAGUGGUGGAGCGUGACCUGCCUAGAGCUAAA